Messenger RNA from Diatraea saccharalis (sugarcane borer), 1953 nucleotides. The record is from the annotation of a GenBank genome assembly. NCBI's taxonomy places the organism in Eukaryota, Metazoa, Arthropoda, Insecta, Lepidoptera, Crambidae.
AAAGAAGAAGAACGUGAAAAAAAGAGGUUAUGUUUUAGUUAAACUUGGAGUAUACUAUUUUAUUUAUGGAAGAAAAAUUAAGGAUAAGUUGUUAACUUUAAUUAAACAAACAUUAGAUUUAGACAUGAGUUAUGUGAUGGGAUCUUAAACGUGCUAUAUAAAUAUCGUUACUAAACCUUACCAAAACAAGAGGUGUCUCGUGUUCUUUAUUGAAGAUAAAAUCUAACUAUAGAAAUAUUGAACUGUACUCGAUAGUAUCAGACUUUAAAUUAUAUUAAAUAAUAAUAUAGAUAACAAAGUUGUGUUGUAUAAUGGAUAAAAAAGACGAAAAAGAAUUUGCCGAGAUUGGUGUCAAGCCAUGGCUUAUCAAACAGCUAUUUGACCUCGGCAUCAAAACACCUACACCAAUUCAAAAAGGAUGUAUACCUCAAAUUCUCGCUGGCGAUGACUGUAUCGGAGCAGCCAAGACAGGAUCUGGCAAAACAUUUGCUUUCGCAUUACCAAUAUUGCAAAACUUGGCUGAGGACCCAUAUGGAAUAUUUGCUUUGGUGCUGACUCCUACUCAUGAGUUGGCAUAUCAGAUUGGUGAUCAGUUUAGUAUCCUAGGAAGGCCCCUUCAGCUGAGAGUGUGUAUUGUGACCGGAGGAUCUGAUCAGUUAGAAGAGUCUUUGAAGCUAGCCAAGAGGCCACACAUAGUAGUGGCUAUGCCAGGACGAUUAGCAGACCACCUGCAGGGCUGUGACACAUUCACACUUAAAAAGAUAAAAUAUUUGGUAUUGGAUGAAGCAGAUAGAUUGUUCAGUGAAUCUUUCCAGGAUGAUUUGGAGACAAUAUUCAAUGCAUUGCCUCAGAAGAGACAGAAUUUACUUUUCUCUGCUACCAUUACUGAAGAUGUUAGGGAAUCAAAGCUGUUGCCAUUAAAUAAGGAGAAACUAAACAUCUGGACGGAGUCCGACCCACAGCUGACCGUUUCUACACUCGACCAACGUUACGUAGUGUGUCCUGCGUAUGCGCGUGACGUGUACCUCGUGCAAACGCUGCGGAAGUACCGCGAGACUAAGCCCAGUUCACACAUCAUCGUCUUCACUGACACUAAAAAAGAAUGUCAAGUACUUUCAAUGAUGUUGAACGCUAUUAGCAUGGAUAAUGUAUGCCUCCAUGGGUUUAUGAGGCAAAAGGAGCGAGUGGCUGCAUUAACACAAUUCCGGAGCAACCUGAAGUGUACACUAGUUGCUACUAAUGUUGCCGCUAGGGGACUCGACAUACCUACCGUCGAUCUGGUGGUCAACCACAAAUUACCUUUGGAGCCGAAGGAGUAUAUUCACAGGGUAGGUCGUACGGCGCGUGCUGGGAGAUCAGGUAUGGCUAUAUCCUUGAUCACGCCUUAUGACAUUCUUCGACUUGGAGAGAUAGAAGACCAAAUCAAGACCAAGCUUACCGAGUACAAGAUAGACGACGAUGAAGCGGUGAAAGUGUUCACAACAGUCAGUGUAACGAGACGUGAACAAGAAGCGAAGUUAGAUAAUGAAGAGUUUGAACAGCGCAAGCGCAACUACCGCGUCAAACGAUGGAUACAGGCCGGCGUUGAUCCGGAACUGAUGCAGGCGGGCUUGGAAGAGAUGCGUGAGAGCCGAAUAAAGGCGGCCAAGAAGGCGAAAUUAGCGAAAAUCAAAGAACUACAAGGGCAUAUGAAAGAAGCUGAAGCCAGACAAGAGGAUGACAGUCGCUUACAAACGACUGAGAGAGGAGACAAAGAUAUCGAUGCCUCUAUAAAAGACGGUAUGAAGAAAGUUAACAAGAAUUUUAUGAAAAAAGAUAAAAGGUUUAAAGAUGUCAUAGGCAAGAUAAGUAAAAUUAAAAGGAAAGCCGAUAAGGUCAAACCACAGAUGGCGGAGGAACAGGUUAAGAAGAAAAAGAAAAAAAAUGUUAUGAAAUAAUAUAUUAAAUUGAUUC